Phialemonium atrogriseum is the source of this 1793-nucleotide messenger RNA. RefSeq names its product RNA polymerase II-associated protein 1. Gene Ontology annotation, biological process: transcription elongation by RNA polymerase II. The transcript has 2 exons. The record is from RefSeq and is a predicted model, not a curated record. Gene Ontology annotation, molecular function: chromatin binding; RNA polymerase II complex binding. Gene Ontology annotation, cellular component: Cdc73/Paf1 complex. Bases 123 to 1574 code for a protein of 483 amino acids. NCBI's taxonomy places the organism in Eukaryota, Fungi, Ascomycota, Sordariomycetes, Cephalothecales, Cephalothecaceae.
GCUCAACCUCGCGACCGCGUCUCAGUCAGUUGUCCUCACCUUCGCCACACUUCACUUCUCUACAGCCAAAAUUCGAAGCCGUUGAAUAAACCAACAAUACCACUGCUUUGAAUCGUCUUCAGAUGGCAUCCUCACAGUCUCGCGGCGGCGAGCGCAUGAUCCAUCAAGAUUUCAUUGCCAGAAUCCGAUACUCGAAUGCGCUCCCUCCACCACCCGUGCCGCCCAAGCUCCUCGACAUCCCGAAUACUGGACUUACGAGCGGUCAAUACACCACACCUGGCUUUGCCUCUCGCCUUGCGCGGGAGCAGCCGCUGAACAUUGAGGCCGAUGCGGAGCUUGGCAUGCCGCUGGACUUGGUGGGAAUGCCAGGCAUCUUUGACGGUGAUGAGAGCUCAAUCCAAGCUCCGGCUCAGACACCACAGGUCCAUCCUCGCGACAGGGCGCUACUGAGACCGCUCUCGACCCUUGGCAAGCCCAAGGCCAGCGACUCCUCCGUUUCCUUCUUGCGCCGCACCGAGUACAUCUCAUCCACGCAGUCGUCCAAGUCCCGCCCAAGCGACGUCUUCCUCCGACCGUCGUCCGGCAAUGCGUUCAAGAGACCCGAGAAGAGAAAGUCGCCAGAGCCCGACAAGGACUCGCCAGCCUACAUGAAGCGGAAGAUCGACAAGAGCUUCGAGGUCGCACAACAGCAGUUGAAGGAUCGCAGCCGGGUCAAGCACCCGUCGAAACGCAACCUCAAGCUGGUCAACGCCUACCCCAUGCUCCCCGACCUGGACGCCUUCCCCGACUCAGGAGCCUACGUGACGGUCAAGUUCACCCACAACCCCGUGCCCGUCAGCAACCAGUACGACACGCGCCUCCUCUCGGGCGUCUUCAAACCAAUCGAGCGCACCGAGGCCGAGGAGCAGGCCUUCGAGGCCGCGAUGGAGGCGUAUGAGCGGGACCCGAAGCACAACCACAAGCCGAACAACAUGAUGAACUAUGAAUUCUUCGUCGCUGACAACGUGCUCAACGGUGAGCGGUUCCGCCAGCGCUUCGACGUGGACAACCCCGGGUGUAACAGCGACGACCUGUACCCCAAGGACAGCAGCGGCGAGAGCACGUCCUGCUUCCAGUUCCAGCGGGUACGCGCCUACGAGACGGCACAGGAGACGGAGCUCGACCACGAGUCCAAGUACAGCGAUGAGAUCAUCAUGGCGUACAACGACGGGGAGCUCCGCCAGAAGGGGGCAUACUACUACCCGGUCAUGCAGCGGACCACCAUCCGCAGCCAACGGUCCAAGAACAUUGCGCGGAAGAUCGGGAUCGGUUCCGACCAGGAGCAGGUCGUCGACCAGCUGGACAUCACGAUCGACGACCCCAGCGACGAGCUGCGGGGCCAUAUGCUCCGGUACAAGGAGAACCCGCUGGGGUUCCUGGAUGAGGAGGAGGAGGAGGAGGAGGACGUGGAGGAGCCCGCCGCGCGGGAGGGGAACGGAGGGGCCCGGAGCCCGCCCGCAAAUGGGACGAAGGCCGGCCAUCAGUCUCCGGGCUCGGAGGAUGAUCAGGACGCCGAGGGUGAGGAGGAAGACUGAUAUGGCUAGCGAGGAGGUCAAGCAGAGGCGGCCUCUGGGGCUGCCUCACGGCGUAAGCGUGACUUUACUUACUCAUUUGGAAGGGGCUCUAUAAAAGGGCAAUGGCAUUCUUUUCCUUUAGAAAGUUGGCCUUUUUGAGGGUCACAAGGCCAAUAUCACUCUGUCUGAUAUACAUCCCUAGCGACAAUUGAUAUAGGAAUUUCCAUCGAUGGAACCGGA